AUGGCCAUCGCGAACCCGCUUGAGUUGAAGUCUACAAAACCACUUACACCUCCACCAAGUGACGAGAAUUUUCCUCGACCAAAAGUACGAUCGGGUGAUCUAUGUGUUGGUUGCAUUGUCUGGUUACCUUCAGAGGGUUUCGACAAGAGCAUUAAAUGCUGCAAAAGAAAUUGUUGUGGAAAGGGACUUGGAGAAGAUGGAUACAAUAAUCCUGUUGUCGUUCUCAAAAUUAGACAAAGAAAAGGCUCGAGUAUACGCGGCGAUCUAAUUUGCUACGUUGCUACCAUUACCACUUUCAAUGAUUUGAAUUUGGAAAAUUAUCUGUCGAAAUGUCCACACAACUCUGAAUUCCAGCAAUCAUUACCUAUUAGUCCGAUAGAUCAGGAUAGCUGCGUCGAAAGUACACCUUCAUGGCUUCUUCGACUGCAAAAGGGAGCGCUCAAGAAACAAUCCUACAUUGAUCUUGCUCACAUUUUCAAGGUGCCUUCCAACAGCCUCUCCACAUUUGGCUUCCGAAAUCAUCGAGCUUAUAAACUUCGACUCUCAGCCACAAGCUAUAACAGCCUAAUGGCGGAAAUGGGUCUUCGAAACGAGCCCUACGAAGAAACCGCUUCGCUUUACAAGACUGCGCGAGCACGUCUCGAGGCACUUGCUUCUCAAAAUAGGCAAAUUCCAUCUCUAAUAUCAAAAACAGCAGAGGUAUCAUUUACCCUUCAAAAUGAAAUAGAUAUGGAGAAGAAGAAAUACCCCACUACUCCCUUCCCAGUUGCCGCACCGGAUUGCCCUCAUGCUAAAACUGCUCCAACAUCUCCUCUUCUCCCGUUAGGCCAACGAAGAAAUGUCAGGUUUACCUUGAAUGAGAUACCUAAAUCAAAGAGUCUCCUCAAUGUUCCACGUGUGGCUGGUUAUGGGACGGUCAACAGUCAGCAACUGCUUACUCCAUAUCCGAUUCAGCCGCCUACUCCAUUGACGGCUCGAUAUCAUUCUUUCAGACCGUUUGUCGAUCAUGGAUGGAAAACUGUUGCUCUGAGAUUCUGCGUAGGGUGUUUAGGUCUUGGGACAGUAUUUGGAGCUUUCAAGAUGUUGUGGUCGGCAAAGGUUUUUCCGGUUGAUUUUUGA
This is a messenger RNA of Botrytis deweyae, 1119 nucleotides long. RefSeq lists its product as uncharacterized. The transcript is spliced from 2 exons. The record is from RefSeq and is a predicted model, not a curated record. NCBI's taxonomy places the organism in Eukaryota, Fungi, Ascomycota, Leotiomycetes, Helotiales, Sclerotiniaceae. Bases 1 to 1119 code for a protein of 372 amino acids.